Molecule: messenger RNA, 1371 nt
Organism: Lineus longissimus
Lineage: Eukaryota; Metazoa; Nemertea; Pilidiophora; Heteronemertea; Lineidae
Product: F-box only protein 39-like
Exons: 3
Coding region: 1-1371 (456 amino acids)
Molecular function (GO): protein binding
Source: RefSeq, a predicted model, not a curated record
AUGAUGAUGAUGUCUGCAGAUCACAUUACUGCCAUGUCGCCAGAAGAAACGGGGACAACAAAGCAUAGUUGUAUUCCCGUCUCUGAGAAAGAGGAAAGAAACAUGUGGCAUCUUCUCCCAGAUGUCGUCCUCAUCGAAAUAUUUCUUCAUUUGGAUAUCCAGGAUCGUCUGUGCGCGUCUCAGACUUGCACGCGAUGGGCCAGGUUGAUGCAGACGUCAGGUGAGCUUUGGCGGGAGUUAGAGAUAGACUUGGUUCAGAGUCAGGAUGACCAGAAACCACUGUGGCAAGUCCGUCAUCAUGGACAUUGCACCAGGUCCUUCACCAUUAUAGGGUAUGGCGGAAUUUCCCGACCCAUUUGGGAGCGCUUACGAGACACGGCCAUGACAUGUUUCGAUUCGUUGCGCAAUUCGGCAGAUCUAACUAAUUUCAUCCUCUUGAAGACAGAUCUGACCGAGGUUAAUAAUGGUGAAUCGGUACCACCUUUCCUCGCCUCUCUCGAGCGUCUUCUCCGCUCUCAUAAACAUUUCAAGAGGUUCGUGAUGACGGGAACAAAACUACAAUUUGAAAACGGCAUGAUUAUUCUUGAAGCUUUGAACGAGGGCGUGUGGAAGAAUCUCCUUGACGCAAAUCUGACGGACUUUUUCCACUGGGACGCAAGAGAUGUGCACCGGCAAGACAGAUUUCACAACAUCCUGGGACAGUUUCAGAGUCUACGGAAACUUUGUCUCAACUAUACCUGCGUUUCUGACGAAAUUCUAGCUCUUAUUGGCAAUAACCUAUCCGAGUCUAUUGAAUCAUUAGCCAUCAAGGUGGCCCUGCUAUAUUCAAACACCCAUACGAUACGACCGUCUUCAUGGACUAAACUUCACACGAGAUGCAAGCGUCUGAUGGUCGAUUUUGAAUUCAUUCACGUCUACGAACCUGAAGACGUCACUCGAUGUCUACUGCCAGAGAUUCGCUUGAGAGGUUUGAGGGUGUGGUCGGGUUAUGAUAUGAGACAUCAACACAGGAUCGGGAGGCUAAUUGAUUAUGUAACAGCUUCUUUCCAGAAUUCGCUGGAGACGGCCAGUCUCGAAUUCGACAACACAACCUGCUUGUUCGAUGCGUCAUUGCUGAACCUGGUGAGCAGCUGUAAAAACCUCCAAGAGCUCUUCGUCUGCGCUAACAUGAAUGUCAACACUGUUGCCACGAUCUGCGAGAUGCGAUGGAGGAAUGACAUUGGUCUCACCAAGUUCCACGUGACGCUUUGUUGUGCGACGGCAGAGGAAUGGGAGGCUAUCCACCAACUGGAGGAGGACCAGAUGGAGAAAUCCCGCCACCACAAAGUGGAAAUCUUCUUUGUCACGGACCUGGCCCUUGAUCUCGUAUAG